Messenger RNA from Gorilla gorilla gorilla (western lowland gorilla), 3617 nucleotides. It is a transcript of the gene CER1, whose product is annotated as cerberus 1, DAN family BMP antagonist. The transcript has 2 exons. The record is from RefSeq and is a predicted model, not a curated record. The coding region runs from base 62 to 865 and encodes 267 amino acids. NCBI's taxonomy places the organism in Eukaryota, Metazoa, Chordata, Mammalia, Primates, Hominidae.
AGAGAAUGAGCCUCUCCUUUGGGCCUCAUCAUUUACAAAAGAAGCUUGGGCCCCUGACAGCAUGCAUCUCCUCUUAUUUCAGCUGCUGGUACUCCUGCCUCUAGGAAAGACCACACGGCACCAGGAUGGCCGCCAGAAUCAGAGUUCUCUUUCCCCCGUACUCCUGCCAAGGAAUCAAAGAGAGCUUCCCACAGGCAACCAUGAGGAAGCUGAGGAGAAGCCAGAUCUGUUUGUCGCAGUGCCACACCUUGUAGGCACCAGCCCUGCAGGGGAAGGCCAGAGGCAGAGAGAGAAGAUGCUGUCCAGAUUUGGCAGGUUCUGGAAGAAGCCUGAGAGAGAAAUGCAUCCAUCCAGGGACUCAGAUAGUGAGCCCUUUCCACCUGGGACCCAGUCCCUCAUCCAGCCGAUAGAUGGAAUGAAAAUGGAGAAAUCUCCUCUUCGGGAAGAAGCCAAGAAAUUCUGGCACCACUUCAUGUUCAGAAAAAGUCCGGCUUCUCAGGGGGUCAUCUUGCCCAUCAAAAGCCAUGAAGUACAUUGGGAGACCUGCAGGACAGUGCCCUUCAGCCAGACUAUAACCCACGAAGGCUGUGAAAAAGUAGUUGUUCAGAACAACCUUUGCUUUGGGAAAUGCGGGUCUGUUCAUUUUCCUGGAGCUGCGCAGCACUCCCAUACCUUCUGCUCUCACUGUUUGCCUGCCAAGUUCACCACGAUGCACUUGCCACUGAACUGCACUGAACUUUCCUCCGUGAUCAAGGUGGUGAUGCUGGUGGAGGAGUGCCAGUGCAAGGUGAAGACGGAGCAUGAAGAUGGACACAUCCUACAUGCUGGCUCCCAGGAUUCCUUUAUCCCAGGAGUUUCAGCUUGAAGAGCUAUCCCACUAUUACCUUUGAAAAGCAAAACCACAAUAGCAAAGAUGCUGAUUAUUCAGUCUGAAAAUGUUAAGUGGGUACAUAACAUUUUCAGGGAAAGGUGACUUGAAAAGUAGUUUUAAAUUAGAACGAUAGAGGAAAUGAUAUUAGUCUAGUUAUUGGUACACGUUUGAGACCUUGUCUCAGCUCUGCCACUAACUAGCCGUAGAAUGUUAAGUUGUAAAAUCUUUCUCCAUCUAAAGAUUUUCAUCUAUAAAUGACGGACCUGACCUAGAUGAUUGCUAAAAUCCUUUCCACUACUAAUAUUCCGUGAUACAUUUUCUCCAAGUUUGGGUAAAAGCCCUCCAUCUAAAGAAGGAAAAGAAAUAAGCGAGACCAUAAAAAUGGGCUUCUUUAAUGUGUGUCAAAUCACCAGCAAGCAAAGAAGCAAGAUAGAGAGGGAGGAAGGAAGGAAGGGAGGAAGGAAGGAAGGAAGGAAGGAAGGAAGGAAGGAAGGAAGGAAGGAAGGAAGGAAGGCAGGCAGGCAGGCAGGCAGGCAGGCACGCAGGCAGGCAGGGAGGCAGGCUAGGUGAAAUAUUUGUAGGAAAGAUUCUCAUACUUAUAGUUACUUUUGCAACCCAAACAGUGUUUUACUUGACUUCUAUCUGAUGAUUAAGUCUUUCCACAGAUGUAAGGAGUAACUUGCUUGGUUGCCUCCUUUUUAACAAUACUCCUCAUAUAAAGUACUUAAUGUCAGGUCUCUGACUUUGAAGAAGGAACAGUGAUGUUAAUUUUAGUAGUUUAUAUAGGGAAGAGGAACAAUCACUGGUAGCCAAACAAGUACCUAUAUUAUGAGGAAGGAAAAAUACAUGACCACUACCAGGUUUAGAGAUCAAUCCAGAGAUGCUAAUGAAAGUAACCCCCAAAAAUUCAAUCUUCGGGCAAAAUUAUUUACUCACAUGCAUGCAUUUUGAAUUAGGUAGUAAGGUUUCUAUGUUUGAAUGACUGUUUUUUGCUAUUUAAUAAAACUUUGUAUUAUAAAUUUUAUUCAGCAAGUACCAAAAUUACAGGUUCUGAAAAUAUUCUGGAUAUUUUAAUGCAUUAAAUUUUAGUAUAUGAAGCAUUCUGAAAAAUGUUCUUAUAUUUUUCCCUUACUUGUUUUGUCUCAUAAUUUAAAGGUACUAUCAGGAGAUAACCUAGCUGGAAGCAUUUCUGGAAUGUCUUCAUAGACUUAUGACACUGGACCAAGGGUUUCUUCUGAUCUGUAAGCAGCCUUCUGUUUAAGUCUCUCAAUCGCCUCUCUCCUGCCUGUAUUAAUUUUUACACAUAUAUGGUACAGAACUGCCUUUUCCCAGCCAGACUGCUUUUUCUAUUAAGUUAUUCAAGUUUUUGUUUCUAAAAAUUAUUUUAAUAAUUAGGUUUCUUUUACUUUUAGUGCACACAUAUACACACAUUUCCCAGAAUAACUGUUUUUUUAAAUAAAUCAAUUUAUACUUUAAUUCUAUUCCUCUUUAAUCACACCAUCUAACAUGACAUUCCAAAGAAGCAAAGGCAUUUAUAUUUAGUGUAUAUUUUGUAACACAUCAACAUGAAUGUGAGUUACACAGAUGCACACAUGGCAUUUACAUUGGAAUAUAUUAUCAUACCCUUUGGUGGUCAAAGGCAACCUAGUUGGCCAAGAUAUGCUCAUAAGGAUAAAAUUGUUAAGCAUUAAUGAUAUCUCAGCUGGUCAAUAUAUUUUGGUGCCAAAAGCUAUCAAACAGCUGUCAUGAUUGCAAUUGCCUAACCCUGAUUAUGAAAACCUAUCUCUGCCAAUUUGACUGUCCUUCUCCUCCUUACAUACUUGUAAAUCCCUUUCAUCCAUCCUUGCAAAUAGACUCUCAAGCCCAAACCCCAAACAAUGAUCUGUUUUAUUCAAAUUUUGGUCUGCCCUUCCCUUGCAUGUAAAUUCUAGAUGGGAUAGUUGAUAGUGGUAUCAAACCUUACAUUUAUAGAAUAAUUGCAUGAAAUUCAACAAAAUUGCUCAUAUUCAAUCAUUUUUACUUAUAAAAAAGGCAAUUUACAAAGGUUGAACAUAAUAUGUAAAAGCGUAAGAAACUAAGAGGAAAAACACAAAUAUUGAACAUUUAUUAAGUGCCAGAUACUGUGCUGUCUUUUACAAAAAGUUAACAAUCUAAUACUCACAAAAGCUAUAUAAAGUAGGUAAUCACUGUAUUUUAUGGGUAAGAAAAGCAAGCCUUUAAAAGUUUCAGCAAUUUUCCUAAGAGCAUUUGGAGAAUAUUUUCUAUUUUGGAUUACAAUAUUUGCUCAUUUGUUCUUUGUCAGUUUAUAUUGAACUCUUCCAGGUCUCUUGCCUAUAGGCUUCAAAGCAAAUUUCUUUUUCUCACUUAUCUAGCUCUCCUAUCUGAAGGAUUUUGAUGUUAUAUCUCAAAAGAGAAAUCAUCUCUAGGUCAGGUUAUCAGCCAAAUAUUUCCUUGACUCCGUUGGUCCUCAUGGCACGCCUCUCCAUAAAUCCUGGUCUCAUUUUCCUCUCAUAUAAAAUAAGGCUGGUAAUAAUUACCUCAAAAUUAUUGUGAUGAUCAAGUGUACAUAACAACACUUCAGAGAACUUUAGAUCCUGUAAAACUACAAGGGAUUAAUUUAUUCUUUUCCGUUCAGACCUUCUAUUUUUUAAAUUUGUUUUGAGAAAUUGAAAACACACAGAAAAGCACAAAGAAUAACAUAACACUGAAAUUCAUAUAACCGAAAUAAAUAGUUACUAUUUUGUCA